AUGUCGUCCGAUCAAGGUGUUUCAUCUUCAACAAACAACAAUAAUACAGGUUUUCAACCCGUACGUCCUAAUUCGGACAAUAUGGGACACGGAUUUGAAAAUCAAAUGCAUAUGUUUGCUAUGAAACAACAGCAACAACAACAACCGAUGGCUUCACCUAUAACUGGUACGAUUUAUUCAGGUCCACCAGCUAAAUAUUUAAAUAAUAACAGUGGGUAUAUGAGACCUAUGUUACCACCACAAAAAUAUGUCACACAUAAUGGCUCAUCAAUGCAACAACAACAACAACGUCGACAAAACAACAAUGGAGUUGAUAAUGCAACAAAUGAUUCAGUCAAUAAAAGAAAAGUUUUUGUUGGUGGUCUUAGUCCAGAUACAAAGAUGGAACAUCUUCGUGACUAUUUUUCAAAUUUCGGAGCUGUUGAAAGUGCAACUGUUAAAUACGAUAAAUCAGGUCGCUCAAAGGGUUUUGGUUUCGUUCUUUUUGAAGAUCCUGAUACACCCAAUAAAGUUUACUCUCAAGAUGUGCAUAUAAUUCAAGGCAAACGUGUAGAUACUAAAUCUGCACAUCGUCGUGAUCAAGCUUUAGCUCGAAAAGUUUUCGUUGGUGGUUUAGAUACCGAAAUUACUGAUGCUGAAUUGCGAGAAUAUUUCUCUCAAUUUGGAAACAUUGCUCAAAUCGAAGCACCAAUUGAUAAAAUAAAACAAAAACGUCGUCCAUUUUGUUUUAUACUUUUUGAAAAUGAGCAAAGUGCAGAAGAAGUUCUUAAACAACCUCGACAUACCUUAGCCGGCAAAUCUAUUGAUUGUAAACAUGCAAAUCCAAAAAAUUUGGAAAACAACCAACAAAAUAAUAAUAUGAUGCAACAACAACCAUUAGCACAUUAUAAUAUGCCUGGUUUAAAUCAAAAUCUAUUUCAAUAUCAACCACAACAACGUUCACAACAACAAUUACAAUAUCAACAAGUUGCACUUGCUGCUCAACAACAACAUUAUCCAUUUUACAAUCAACAAACAAAUCAACAAGGACAAAAUCGCUCACAAUCAAAUCGACAACAAUUACAAACAAAUAAUCAAGCAUGGUCACCAUUAAGUCCUGCUCAAUGGCAAAAUCCAAACUAUGCUGAUCCACGUUCAUAUGGUUCAUAUGGACCUUCAUCGGCAUCUGCUUCGAAUGCAACUUGGCAAGUAGGUCCUCAUCCACAAGGUAAUUCUUAUGGUCAAGGACGAUCACAAUCAGGUAAUUCAAGCAAUACACCUGCUGCAAAUUCAAAUUCAGCACAAUAUUCCUAUCCGGGAUGGAAUUUUAAUCAAGCACAAAAUUCUCAAGGUCCAGCAAAUCAAUAUAAUUAUGGUGGAGAUUCUUCAAAUGGUCCACCAAAUGCAUUUGCAUAUCAAGCACCAACUGGUUACGAUCAUUUUUCGUCCGAUUCGGCACCUCCACCCAAUUACAAUCGUCAAUGA
This is a messenger RNA of Adineta steineri, 1464 nucleotides long. NCBI's taxonomy places the organism in Eukaryota, Metazoa, Rotifera, Eurotatoria, Adinetida, Adinetidae. The record is from the annotation of a GenBank genome assembly.